Molecule: messenger RNA, 523 nt
Organism: Pollicipes pollicipes
Lineage: Eukaryota; Metazoa; Arthropoda; Thecostraca; Pollicipedomorpha; Pollicipedidae
Exons: 5
Coding region: 188-523 (111 amino acids)
Source: RefSeq, a predicted model, not a curated record
ACACGCGGCGUGAGGACGGAUCGUGACGGGCCCGACCGCCGACGCGGCGUCGUUAGAGACCAGCGGCCGUGGUGGCACGACCUCCGCGGCGCGGCCGGACUGCGACCCAAUCGACGACGAGGAGCGACCAGGUCACGGGCGGCGAGCUGCUGGGCUACUGACCGCUGUUGCACCGAGUCGGGUGGGGAUGAGCAAGCGGAAGGAUCGACUCAAGGGUCUGCACCCUACCCGCGUGCCGUCGCCCUUCCCGCUGCUGCCCGUGAGGAGGGCCACACCCGGGGCGCCAUGCAUGAACGGCUACGUCGAAGGAGCACCCUGCCACGAGCAGCAGUACGCGGAGGGCUCCGUGCGCGGCUGGACGCAGGCUGACAACGCCAUGCUGCGCGCGGCGCACAGUGGUGGCGGCGGUCUGAACAACAACGGCCCGCGGCCCGUCUCCGGCUCGUACGACGGCGUGGCGGCGCGGGUCGCGCGGCGUCGCUCGCAGCAGUGGCCCGAUUCAGAGCCGCAGCCCGGCUGGUGA